CCUCCCAACGCCCAAAGGAAAAACAGCACCCCCUUCUCCUCUACCCUUUCCUCUCUCACUCCCCCCAACCUCAACCAAAGGAACUUCUUUUUUCUUCUCAUAUAUUUUCAAUCUGAAUUUGUGCGGGCAUAGAGAGUAAUGAUUCAUAUAGUGGACUCGAUCUAUUUGCUUGGAAUUGAGACGUAACUAUUGUUGUCGUAAAUAUUCAAGCCAAAUUAUGUGUGUUUGAUUCAUCUGCAGCAAGUGAUCGUCUAUAGAAGAUCUUGAAAGAAGCAGCGCAGAGGAGUUACUGAUCAUCGUUUGUAUUUAGAAAAACAAUCACAAGUUUCUCCCUCCCACCUGUAUGAAGUAUGGAAAAAUAGGAACUCUUUAUCAUUAUGAUUUAUGUGCUCAUCGCGCCUUCUCCUUUUUAAUUUCUUUAUAUGCUUUCAGUUUUAAAAACUUUUGUUUGGUUAUAUACAUGAAUUUAUUAGAUGAUCCAAUAAUCAGGCCUUUAUAUUCUAAAGAGCCACUAAUUAAGUAGCUAGAAGGAAAAGAAAAAAAAAACUACUUAGUUUCCUUGUCCUUAUAGACAGAUAAUCAAGAACAAAAUGGACAGCUUCGAAUUUUGUCAGCCUUAGCUUCUUUUCUUUUCAAGUGAUUUAUGACAAGGUCUACAUAUCAACCUUCUUGAAUCCUCUAUUAUUAUUUUUAAUCAUUAUUUUUCAAUUUCCAUCUAGGAACAAAUAGUUUGGUUUUUCUUCUUUCCCCUUCUCCCUUCUUCUUUCUUUUGAAGAAAUUUUUCUUUACUUGUUAUCUUGGACUAAGUAGGAUAUUGUUAAGACCAUUUUCCCAGGAAUAUUUCUUUUUAUUUUCAGACUACUUGAUGCAAGAGAUACAUGGUCUUAUAAAGAUGUCGUUAGGGUCUUCCAAAAUUUUCAGUAUCCAUUAUUUUAUGGAGUAUUAUAUAUGGUUAUACUUCUCUCCGUACCUAAUCAAGUUUUUUUUUUCUUUCUAUUUUUUCUUGGCGUUCUAAAGAAAAAUGAAGUACACACUACACAGUUAAAGUUUCGUACUAGUAGAGGAUAUAAAACAAGAAUAAAUGUUGCAGGAUUUUAAAUAAAGAGAAAUUCUCCAAUUUUUGUUAACCCCAUCUUUAUAUAUACCUGCCAGCUUCAACAGUCUUUAUUUGACUAUUAACAUUUCUUUAAGUCAAUAUCUACUUACAUUUAUAUUGGAGUAGGAAAAUGAUAAACCACGCACUAAGAAUUACCAUUAAAUUCCAACAGACUUGUGCCGGUUACAAUUAGUUUCUCCCAUCUGGCUUCUGCAAACUUCCCGACUAGCAGCUGAUACUGUCAGAAAUGUUUUUGCGUACCAUUAAUGGCAGGAGAAUACAAUGUUAAUACUGCAGGCAGAACAACAGACUGUAACUAAGUACAUGGUAAAACUGAAUUUGUGUUAGGGUUUGCCCUGAUUAUCUAAUUGAAAUUGCUCUUUCAUAUUUGACUAAUUCUUUUCUUGGAAGAAUUUUUUUUGAACUUUUAUUAAUUGAGGAUAUUUCCUGCAUACAACAUAACAAUAGCAUCUAUAAUCUGGUCACUAUGAAAAUCUUGUUUAGGAGGAGAAUUUAUUCUCUCGAUAAGCUUUUUUUAAUAUGUAUUAGUUUUCUCAUAUGUAGGUCUAUUGACCAAAUCAUAUUAGAAUAGUAUACAUCUUUUAUUAUAUAUUUUUUUGUAUUCUGAUUUAUCGUCAUUCAAAGUUUGUCUGUUGGCUUCCGCAUGACGCCUUGUUAUUUUGAUCCCAACAAUAUAAUAUAUAUGUUGAUUCCAAAGUUGUAAUAUGUAGAACUACUGUGGCAUCUUAUACAUAAGUUACCAUUAGAGGGUUAGAACAAGAUCAAGAAAAAGCUUUACAAGGUAGCUACUAGCUAGUUAUUUUUAUACGCGUUUUGUGCCCUCAUCAGACUAAUGGAUUUGGGCACACAAGUUGAGAGACUCAAUGGCUCACGGGAUUCUGCAUGGUAGCCCAAUUCAAUUAUCUAUUUUACCAUGAAUGAUCUCUUUAAUUCUAUUCUCUUGGAGUCUAAUUUUAUUGAAUUAUUUAUUCAUACACAACCCAGGCUUGUUUCUUUCACUGAAGACCUCUUUGCCUAACUGGUUCAGUAAGUUAGAGGUAGCCAUGACAGAAAAUUCAGUGAAACAAACCAAUGAAGAGAUGAUGAAAAAUACUAUGGAAUACAUUAUGGAAAAAACGUCUUCAGAUUCUUCCUCCCAAAGCAAAAUGGUCUCAUUCAUUGAUCUGAACGAAGACAACAAAGGGGAAAGUGAUGAAGAAGAAGAAGUCAUUGAGAUUAGUGUGGAAAACAGUAGUGAGAAAACAACAGAUGAAGGAAACUCAGAAAAUAAUAACAAUAGCUCCGGCAAUGGAGGUGUUGAAAAGAAAAAUGUUAGGCAUUAUGUUCGAUCAAAAAUGCCAAGGCUCCGUUGGACUCCUGAACUCCAUCGCUCCUUUGUUCAUGCCAUUGAAAGGCUAGGUGGUCAAGAAAGAGCCACACCAAAGUUGGUUCUCCAGUUGAUGAACGUGAGAGGUCUCAGUAUUGCCCAUGUAAAAAGUCAUUUACAGAUGUAUCGAAGCAAGAAACUUGAUGAAUCUGGACAAGUGUUAGGUCGUAAUUAUAGAGCAAUGCAAGGAAGAAGCUAUUUCUAUGGAAACGUUGGCCAAAGAUAUAACCCUCUACAAGAUUUCAAGAUGAAGAAUGGUGCUAUUGUGUUAGCAAGGAAUUUUAACUAUGAUCAUGACCAUGUUAAAGGCCAUGUUCGAAAUUCCUUUUCGAGACCCCCAUAUCAGGCCAAAGACAUCUUUUCCAGGUACUUGCAGUGGUCUUCCAAUCAGGGAAGCUUACUUAACACCACUCGAGAAAAGCUAUGUACACCAAGACAAUUUCAGAAAAAUGGAGGCCAUGAAAUUGGCCCCAUUAGGUCAAGCCAAUUUCUUGAAGAGAAAAGGUGGCCUCCGAGUGAAUUCAUUGCCAAUCAGUUGCAGGAGAAAAUUGCUGAUUUUUCCAAUAUUUGUUCAGCUAAAAACUCCCAAUAUUUGCUUCAACAAAAUGUAACACAACCAUAUUCCAAAUGGAAUUGCAGAUACAAUACCCUUGAGCAAAAUUUUGAAACACCAAAAAGGCUUGAGAUGAAAGAAGACAAAAGUUUCCUGGGAAAAGAUUGGUUACCUGAUUUGCAACUAAGAUUAAGCAGAAGCACAGAAAACAAGAAUGAGAAGAAUACUCAUCAUAACAAGAGGAUGGAUCAUCAGUCAGAAAUGAACACAAUGCUUUCUCUUUCUCUGCCUACUUAUUCAUUAAGUGAAACCUACGAGAAAGUAGAGUUUUAAACCAUACAAUAGUUUUAUAUUAGCUUGUUACUUUAAUAUGUUCAGACAUAGAAGAGCCGCCUAUGUACGUAGGGGGGUGAGUACUUGAGAUCUGACCAUGCAAUUAGCAUAUCAGGAAAUUAAUGCAUUGGAGUGAGAUCUCCUAAGUACUUGCCUUAUUGGCCGUAAACAUACACUUUGAGUUGCCACUUAUCCCUCUUAUUGUUAUUUUUCUUUGUUUAACAAAGCCAAUUUUUAGUU
Nicotiana attenuata is the source of this 3609-nucleotide messenger RNA. RefSeq lists its product as uncharacterized. Lineage: Eukaryota; Viridiplantae; Streptophyta; Magnoliopsida; Solanales; Solanaceae. Bases 2035 to 3369 code for a protein of 444 amino acids. The record is from RefSeq and is a predicted model, not a curated record. Gene Ontology annotation, molecular function: DNA-binding transcription factor activity; DNA binding. The transcript is spliced from 6 exons.